CUGUGUACGUGUUAAUUUGACAGAAGUUUGUUGACAUUUGAUAUUUGUGGAUAAAGUGGCGAAAAAUUAAAUAAAAUUUCCUUUUAAAAUAAUAUAAUGAUCUAUAAAAACUCGUAUAGAAGAUAGUAAUUUCAUACCACUUUUUAUAAUCAUGGUUUUAUCCAGCUUUAUUGUGAUAUCUCUUUUGGUGUUUAUCCUCUCUACUAGCUUUGCCAGAAUUCACAAACUUGAAAUAUCGAACGAUGCACGAAGAUACAUCGAUCUCAGUACUUUCGGCUUUUACCAAGGAGGUACCCUAGAAGUUACGCUUACAAACUUUUAUGCCAUACCAGACAAUGACUCAUCUUUGUUUGGAUUUAUCUUAUACCGCACAGUUAACGACAAAACAAACCCUUACAUGAACGCCCAUCAAGAUUCCUGCAUUCUACAGGAACGAAUGACCAAUGAGACAAACAUUGUUUAUUUUCUGAUGGAUCUCAAAAAAAGGCAGCUUAAAGUUGAAUGUACUGAUAAAACAAUCUCCACAAUUCGCGUAUACAACAGUAAAACCGCUAAAUCUACCACAGUAGCAUCCUGCAAAGACUUUUAUCUGGAUAUGAGUGCAGUUACAACGAACGAUCACACCUAUUAUAAUUCUUCAUUUGUUAUUGAAGUGGAAUCAAUAAUGGCAGAGGGAUUAUACAAUUUGUUCUUUCACAGUUGUCCCAAGUCUGAUUUAGAAACCUUGGUCAAUUUCGAAAUGGAAAUAAUCGAACGAAAUACAGAAAAUUAUUUAUCCGCUGGCGAAAUACCUUUACCAGCCUUGUAUUGCAUGAUGGCCAUUCUAUUCUUCCUUUCUGGUAUGUUCUGGGUGUUCCUCCUCAAACAAUCCAAGCAUCCAGUGUUUAAAAUCCACUACAUGAUGGCGGUUUUGGUAUUUUUGAAAGCCCUAUCCCUGGCUUUCCAUGGAGUAAACUACCAUUACAUUGAGAGACUUGGAUUUCAUUUAACCACAUGGGCUAUACUGUUUUAUAUAGCGCAUUUGCUUAAAGGAGCCCUGCUAUUUGUGGUUUUGGUGCUGGUCGGUACAGGGUGGACUUUUAUUAAACACGUUUUAACACCUAAGGACAAGAAGUUGUUUAUGGUGGUGAUUCCACUGCAAGUGUUGGCGAAUAUCGCGCAGAUCAUUUUGGAGGAGAGCGAGGAGGGGGAUAGGGAGUAUCUGACGUGGAGAAACGUGGUGAUAUUGGUGGAUUUGUUGUGCUGCGGCUGUAUACUGUUCCCGGUCGUGUGGUCCAUAAGACACUUACAAGAAGCUUCGGAAACCGACGGCAAAGCCGCCAUAAAUCUGCGAAAAUUGAAACUGUUCCGGCACUUCUACAUGAUGGUGGUAUGCUAUAUCUACUCCACCCGCAUCAUAGUGUACCUGUUGAAAGUGAUCGUGCCUUUCCAGUACAGCUGGCUGCACGAAAUGUUCAGGGAGAUGGCCACGUACGUGUUCUUCGUGCUGACCGCCUACAAAUUUAGGCCCGCGUCGCACAACCCUUAUUUCGCCCUGUCCGACGAUGAAGAUGAUGUCGACGAAGUUUUGACAGAAUCCGGAGCGACUGAAGGUUUAAAACGAGUGAAUUCGCGUCACGUCAAGGUACCACUCCAUCAGACCAUCAUGGAAGUAACGGAGGAGGAAAAAGAUGCUUUAUUAGGGCAGAGCGAAAGUAGUCACGAGUACGAUUAGUAAUACUUAAGCCCAACUAGUGUUACUCUAUUUAUUUGCUGUGAUAGGUUUUCCAGGAUUUCCUCGUUUUGAAGAAGAAACAAAAGUUGAAAGUUUAAAGUUAUUAUUUUAACGGAAUAUAAAAGAACACUUUGCACUAACAUAUGUCUAUUCCAAAAGUUGUAUGCAUGUGUAUGUAAAAAAAUUAAUACCUACCUAUUUCGUAUAAUGUUAAGGCUGACUUUAAUGAAAGUAAAAAGUUUUGAAGGA
Messenger RNA from Sitophilus oryzae (rice weevil), 1963 nucleotides. Its product is annotated as protein GPR107. NCBI's taxonomy places the organism in Eukaryota, Metazoa, Arthropoda, Insecta, Coleoptera, Curculionidae. The transcript has 6 exons. The record is from RefSeq and is a predicted model, not a curated record. Gene Ontology annotation, biological process: transport. The coding region runs from base 152 to 1714 and encodes 520 amino acids. Gene Ontology annotation, cellular component: membrane; Golgi apparatus.